AUGGGACUAAUGGUAGGCCAAGUCGAUGGUUAUGCCAAUGUCGGGUUCACAAAGAAGGACCUAGAUAAUCACUUUCAAAGAACUCGUCGUGCAAAGUUCAUUGGUGGGGAUUCUAAUGCAACGAUUAGCUAUCUACUUGGGAAAGCAGAUGUCGACUCGAUGGCCAUGGCAAGGUACAGUUCUACUGAUGAAGGUCGGCUGGCAAAUUUAUUUUGGGCAGAUGGCAUUUGUAGGUCCGAUUAUCAGUGCUUUGGAGAUGUGCUUACAUUCGAUACAACCUACCGGAAGAAUAAGUACAGAAGGCCGUUGGUAAUCUUCUCAGAAGUCAUGCUGAAUAAGUCUCCCAGUGUUGUGGUCACAGACGGAGACGAAGCAAUAAAGGCAGUAAUUCGAGAAAUCUUCCCAGAUGCAACUCACCGAUUAUGUGGUUGGCACAUUCAGAAGAAUGUAACGGCAAACAUAAAAAACAAAAAUUUUUUCAAUGACUUCAGAAGAUGUUUGUAUGCUCCAUGGCAUCCGGAUGAAUUUGAAGAAUAUUGGGAGAAUAUGAUAAAAAAAUAUGGGUUGGAGGAAAAUGAAUGGGUUCUAAAUGAAUAUGAGAAGAGAAAAAGUUGGGCAAGCGCUUACUUGAGGAAUAAAUUCUGUGCUGGAUUUAGAACAACAUCAAGGUGUGAAGCGAUAAACAACUUCAUCAAGAGGUUUAUUGGCAUUCGUCAAAGUCUUCUAGAGUUGGUCCAAAAUCUUGAACAUGCUCUCAGGGACUAUAGAAACAAUGAAUUAGUUUCUCAAUUUAAGACGCUGUAUGGGGAGCCCGUUCUAACUACUGGGCUAGAAGCAUUAGAGCUUUCUGCUGCCAAUUUUUGCACAAGGGAGAUUCUUGGAGAAGUAAAAAAGGAGAUUCAAGGAGUAGUCGCAUUAGAUGUAAUAAACGAGGAAAACAUAUCAACCACUGUUGUGUUAAAAGUUAAGGAGUUCGGUGGAGAAGUGAAGGCAUUCCUUGCAGCCACGUUUUGUGCAAUGAAAAGGUUAGGUUUACAGAAGUUGCCAGAUAGUCUUCUUUUGAGAAGAUGGUCGAAGGAUGCCAAGAAGUAUCUGGAUGAAAGUUCUGCUGGAGACACUACGCAAGACAGAGAAAGAGAAUUUUUAAUGCGCUAUGGCGCAUUGUCAGUGGCAGCUAUGUGGAUGGUUGUUAUUUAA
Molecule: messenger RNA, 1197 nt
Organism: Arachis stenosperma
Lineage: Eukaryota; Viridiplantae; Streptophyta; Magnoliopsida; Fabales; Fabaceae
Product: protein FAR1-RELATED SEQUENCE 5-like
Exons: 3
Coding region: 1-1197 (398 amino acids)
Biological process (GO): regulation of DNA-templated transcription
Source: RefSeq, a predicted model, not a curated record